Molecule: messenger RNA, 1986 nt
Organism: Dreissena polymorpha
Lineage: Eukaryota; Metazoa; Mollusca; Bivalvia; Myida; Dreissenidae
Exons: 2
Coding region: 172-1704 (510 amino acids)
Source: RefSeq, a predicted model, not a curated record
UCAAUUCGCGACUUUCCAGUUUAGCGCCCCUAGCGGUCAGGAGGUGAUUUCAAAACAAAGAUGGCUGCCUAUGGGGUCAUGACCCAUAUGAUAUGAAAGCAUUGAAAAGCGAUAAAUAUACAUUAAAUUCACAACGUAAACAUAAUCAAAGGAGAAACAAACACAACAAAGAUGCCUCAUCAUUGCUGUGUGCCGUUGUGUACUAGUGACUCUAGAGUGAAAUCCUCGCAGGAUCUUUCUUUCCAUUCAUUUCCCAAGGAUGAAAGUUUGAAACAGAAAUGGGUAAAGAACAUUCGAAGAGACAUUGGUAAGAACUUUAAUUUGAACAAGCAUACAAGGAUAUGUUCAGCUCAUUUUGAGGGAACUUGUUAUGAAGUGGCUGUGCCAGGACAAGUGCGUAGAAGGUUGAAAAAAGACGCUCUGCCCACAAUAUUUUCAUGGGUCACGCCAAAAAUUCCACGUAGAAAGCUAUUCAGGGACAAAACACCUAAGACGCUGAAAGUGACAGAAAGUGGUCAAAGGUGUGUCUCUGGCAGUUCAUUCAUGAUAGAUCAUUCAUACUCUGGACCAAGUGACAAUAUGGACUAUGUCAUUGAUGACUGUGACAUACAGGAUGUUUCUCCUUCGCCAGAUACCUUGAACACUAGUAAGCAAUCUUCAUCUACAGAUGACAGCCUUCAAGACAUUGAAGCAGACCCUUCACCACACAAAGAGGACCUCUUCAAGCAGCACAAAGCCCUGCUGCAUGCAAGAUCUAAAGAAAAGUUUACGAUUGUGCGGUUCUGUUCUUCUGAUAGUGACAUCAGAUAUUACACAGGCUUCCCUUCAUACACAGCUAUGUGUGCUUUCUUUCACUUCCUUCAGCCUGAAUGUAACUUUUUGUACUAUGUUGGUUCGGAAAAUACUUCUCAAGGUAAAGCGUAUGAGUUUGUGUCGAAGAGGGGGCCAUCCAGAUCUCUGUCUCCCCUAGAGGAACUUUUUCUCACAUUGGUCCGCCUUCGAAAAGGUCUUCCAGAGAAAGUAAUUGCAGACUUGUAUAACUUAUCUGAAGGACAUAUUUCGAAGAUUGUGAAUACCUGGAUUCUUUUCCUGUUUGACAGGUUAAGGUGCCUACCAAUUUGGCCGUCCCACAAACAGGUGCGAAAAACAAUGCCCAUUUCAUUCCAGACUGAUUACCCUGACACACGAGUCAUUAUUGACUGUACAGAGAUAUUCAUUGAACAGCCGUCAGCAUCAGUGUGCCAAAGGGAAACAUUUAGCUCCUAUAAACACCAUAACACUGCCAAAGGACUCGUGGGUAUAGCACCCAGUGGCCAAAUUACUUUCAUCUCAAGUUUAUAUGCGGGUAGAUGCAGUGACAAAAAAAUUGUAAGGCACUGUGGCUUAUACGAUAUUCUGGAGGAGGGAGAUUCAGUCAUGGCCGACAAAGGUUUUGAUAUUGAAGAGGAUUUGAAGGAGAGAAACCUAUCGUUAACAAUCCCCCCGUUUCUUGAGAACCAGGCUCAGUUCACCUCCCAACAGCUUGCGGCGACAAGGAACAUAGCCGCAGUACGAGUGCAUGUGGAACGAGCAAUAAGAAAGGUGAAAGAAUUUGAAAUACUCAGACACACAGUCCCAAUAUCACUUUGCCCAAUGUUGGAAAAAAUUUGGACGGUUUGUGCUCACUUGGCCAAUUUCACUGGUAGCUUAUUUAAGAAUAAAUAAAAAGGUCCUCUUUGUGGUUCUGUCAGAAAACUUGUUUGAACAGUUACAAUUUACAAUGGCUUUUGUGGCACGCUAGAUGGGAAGCCGGCCUUUGUGAUUUUGCAGAAACUGAACAAGUGUUAUUUCAUAUGUGUGUUCAGUAUUAAAUAUUGUGUUAAAGUGUAAAUAUAAUUAUAGUAAGAUUACUGAAGAAAAAAAAACAAUAUCAUUGAAAAUUUAAUACAGAAAACUGUGAAAAGUCCUGAAUUCAUAUGUUUAUAUUUUAUUUUAACCCUUUUAGUG